AUCCUCUCUUUGUUUCUGUCCUGUCUGCAGGUGCUGUCGUGUGAGGGGCUCACUAUACAGACCAACAGACAUCAUGGUGAACAUCCCAGAAUACUUUGCAGGGAAGACAGUGCUAAUCUCUGGAGCAACAGGCUUCAUGGGCAAGGUUCUGCUGGAGAAGCUGCUGCGGUCCUGCCCUGAAGUCAAAAGUGUGUUUGUGUUGGUCCGGUCCAAAGCUGGUCAGAGUCCCCAGGCCCGCAUCGCUGACAUGAUCAACUGCAAGUUGUUUGAAAGACUGCAGGAUGAGCAGCCAGGCUUCUCAGAGAAGAUCACAGCCGUGAGCAGCGACCUGAUCCGGCCCGGGCUGGACCUGAGCGAAGAGGACCAGAGCGUCCUGGCCGACCGCGUCAACAUCGUGUUCCACUGCGCCGCCACCAUCCGCUUCAAUGAGCCGCUCAAAGAUGCGAUGCAGCUGAAUGUGCUGGCCACUCAGAAGAUGCUGGCCCUGGCCCACAGGAUGAAGCAUCUGGAGGUCUUCCUUCAUGUCUCCACAGCCUACGCCAACUGUGACCGAGAGCUCAUUGAGGAGGUCGUGUACACCCCCCCCGUAGACUACCGCAGACUCAUCGAUUCUCUGGACUGGAUGGAUGAUGAGCUGGUGUCUGCUCUGACUCCCAAACUCAUCGGGGAGCGUCCCAACACCUACACCUUCACCAAAGCCUUGGCUGAAUACAUGGUGCAGCAGGAGGCCGGAGACCUGAACGUGGCCAUCGUCAGACCCUCCAUCGUGGGGGCCAGCUGGAAGGAGCCCUUCCCUGGUUGGAUUGAUAACUUCAACGGACCUAGUGGAAUCUUCAUUGCCGUAAGUAUUGACAGAAACCGUAUCAUUGUUUUUAUCGAUCUAUAGAAAGAUGAAUUGUUUCAGUAAAGCAUGGUAGCCUAGCUCCACUGAAAAGAAAGCAAGAAUGAUAAACAGACACAUCAUUCCUUGCAUCAAUUCACUGAAAGGAACCACAUGGAU
This is a messenger RNA of Notothenia coriiceps (black rockcod), 1000 nucleotides long. Its product is annotated as fatty acyl-CoA reductase 1-like. The record is from RefSeq and is a predicted model, not a curated record. Gene Ontology annotation, molecular function: alcohol-forming very long-chain fatty acyl-CoA reductase (NADP+) activity. Gene Ontology annotation, biological process: long-chain fatty-acyl-CoA metabolic process. Lineage: Eukaryota; Metazoa; Chordata; Actinopteri; Perciformes; Nototheniidae. Bases 74 to 886 code for a protein of 270 amino acids. The transcript is spliced from 6 exons. Gene Ontology annotation, cellular component: peroxisome.